This is a messenger RNA of Mycetomoellerius zeteki, 873 nucleotides long. RefSeq names its product Kv channel-interacting protein 1. Lineage: Eukaryota; Metazoa; Arthropoda; Insecta; Hymenoptera; Formicidae. The record is from RefSeq and is a predicted model, not a curated record. Gene Ontology annotation, molecular function: calcium ion binding. The transcript has 6 exons. Bases 1 to 735 code for a protein of 244 amino acids.
AUGUACAGUGUACAUGUGACACCAGGAAGAUCCACGGAGCGAAAGAAGAACUCAGCCAACAUGGAUAAUGAAAUCAGAACGUAUGGAAGACGAAGGAAGGAAUCGAUUUCUGUGAAGCUGAUAAACUACAUCCGUUCGCAGUUUCAGUCGGAUGCUAUGUCGGAAGGAGAGCUUGAAGGACUCGGGGGCGUUUUAGGGAGCUCCGGAGGCGCCGCGCUCGCUCUUAGCGGCCGACACAAGCCGGAGGAGCUUGCCACCCUCGCGGAAUGCCCGACCGGUUUGGUCGACGAAGAUGCCUUCAAAAAAAUCUUCUCUCAAUUCUUUCCGCAGGGAGACGCAAGUCAAUACGCUCAUUAUGUCUUCAACACCAUGAAGAGGAAACCGUCCGGCAAGAUAAGCUUUGAGGAAUUUCUCACUAUAUUGUCGAAAGUGUCAAGAGGAUCAGUGGAGGAGAAGCUGCAAUGGGUAUUUGGUCUGUACGAUCUGGAUGGCGAUGGCUUGAUAAGUAAGGAGGAAAUGUUGGAUGUCGUGGGCUCCAUUUACGAGAUGUUGGGUCGUUACACGCAACCGCAAAUCCUUGAGCCGCACGUGGCCGCUCGCGAACACGUCGAUCGUAUCUUCCAUUUGAUGGACGCGAAUAAGGACGGUGUGGUGACCAUCGAAGAGCUGGUGCAAUGGUGCUCCAAAGACGAGCAACUGUUGCGAAGUCUUGAUACUCUGGACACCGUAUUAUGAGAAUUUACGUUCUAUCGGAAAUUUCACUAUCAGAUUACCAAGUACGCUUUGAGCAAUGAUUAUGAAAUAUCAUGAACCUGUUUAUCGAUCUGUUCUCUUAUUUUGUAGAAGAAAGGAAUAUGUAAAUUUUCAGUAAUU